Messenger RNA from Xenopus tropicalis (tropical clawed frog), 1998 nucleotides. RefSeq names its product phosphoribosyl pyrophosphate amidotransferase (gene ppat). The record is from RefSeq and is marked provisional. Gene Ontology annotation, biological process: 'de novo' IMP biosynthetic process; L-glutamine metabolic process; purine nucleobase biosynthetic process. Gene Ontology annotation, molecular function: amidophosphoribosyltransferase activity. Lineage: Eukaryota; Metazoa; Chordata; Amphibia; Anura; Pipidae.
GGAAGUGCUGCUAGCUCUGUGUUCCACACGGGCCCCACGUGUUAGUGCCUGUGGCCGCCACUCGCCGCCAGUGAUGGAGUUUGAGGAGCUGGGGAUACGGGAGGAGUGCGGUGUGUUCGGCUGCAUAGCGGCGGGGAGCUGGCCUACCCAGCUGGAUGUGCCCCAUGUCAUCACCCUGGGAUUGGUUGGACUGCAGCACAGGGGACAAGAGAGUGCUGGCAUUGUAACAAGUGAUGGGAGCUCGGUGCCAACAUAUAAAAUGCACAAGGGCAUGGGUAUGGUUAACCACGUGUUCAGUGAAGAGAGUCUGAAGAAAUUGCACAUGAGUAACCUGGGUAUUGGCCACACCAGAUACUCCACCAGUGGGAAUUCUGCCUUAGAAAACUGCCAGCCCUUUGUGGUUGAAACGUUACAUGGAAAGAUUGCUGUAGCACAUAAUGGGGAGCUGGUCAAUGCUGCUCGGCUCAAGCGAAAGGUCAUGCGUCACGGCGUGGGCCUCUCCACCAGUUCAGACAGUGAGCUGAUCACACAGCUGCUGGCCUUCACUCCGCCACAGGAGGAAGAUCACACUGCUGAUUGGAUUGCACGCAUUAGAAACUUAAUGAAUGAGACACCGACAUCAUACUCGCUGCUUGUCAUGCAUAAUGACGUCAUAUAUGCCAUACGUGAUCCUUAUGGGAACCGGCCUCUCUGCAUUGGGCGCCUGAUGCCUGUCAACAAUGAAGGAAGAGGAAAGUGCUCUGCUGAGACUGAGGGCUGGGUGGUGUCAUCCGAAUCCUGCAGCUUUUUAUCUAUUGGUGCUGAGUAUUACCGGGAAAUCCUGCCAGGAGAAAUCGUAAAGAUUUCAAGAGAAGGAGUUCAGACCCUGGAUAUUGUGCCGAGAACAAAUGGAGACCCAUCUGCCUUCUGCAUCUUUGAAUAUGUCUAUUUUGCACGACCUGAUUCAAUUUUUGAAGGGCAGAUGGUGUAUUCGGUGAGACGGAGAUGUGGGCAGCAGCUAGCCAUAGAAGCUCCAGUAGAAGCUGAUCUGGUCAGCACAGUGCCAGAAUCUGCAACCCCAGCAGCAUUAGGCUAUGCAGAAAAGUGUGGUCUUCAGUAUGUGGAGGUGCUGUGUAAGAAUCGCUAUGUAGGACGAACGUUUAUCCAGCCCAAUAUGAGGUUACGACAGCUGGGAGUGGCCAAAAAGUUUGGAGUCCUCUCAGAUAACUUUGUUGGCAAGCGAGUGGUUCUGAUUGAUGAUUCUAUUGUGAGAGGGAAUACGAUCUCCCCUAUCAUAAAGCUGCUCAGGGACUCUGGAGCCAAAGAGGUUCACAUUCGAGUAGCAUCGCCACCUAUAAAAUAUCCAUGUUACAUGGGAAUAAAUAUUCCCACAAAAGAGGAGUUGAUAGCAAAUAGACCAGAGUUUAAUGACUUGGCUGGUUAUAUUGGUGCAGACAGUGUUGUUUACCUCUCAGUGGAGGGACUUACGGCGGCGGUCCGGGAGGGUGUCAAGGCCUUCAAGGAUGAGCAGAAUGGAAUAAACGGCAAAACAAAAUCAUCAUCUCAUGGUCACUGCACCGCCUGUCUCACAGGAGAAUAUCCAGUGGAGCUGGAGUGGUGAGACCAUUCCCAUAUGUAUAGGUCACAGAUCCACUGAUGGAUGUUUGAUGGACAGCUGCUACCAAAAUGGCAACUCUUUGCUUGUACAAAUAUUUCAUGUUCCCCUAUGCACCUCUGGACUUCAGCCUUUUCUGCACUGGAUCGUUAAGGCCAACUUGUUUACGAAUGAGAUGUGUAAAUGACAUUACGUGCUUUUUCUAUCGCUCUUUAUUUUGUGUAAAUGGUCAGUUGUAUUUCUUAACCACAUGAAAGUGGUAGAUUGUCAGUAAAGGGCAUUUUUUUUUCUUUUUUUAAUGGAUGGUACAGGAAGGACUACAGCAUGGUCUUAUUCCACAAAAAAUGAACUUUAUCAAGACUGACUUGCACUAUAUUAAAGGCAAAGCAUAUUCUAUUUCUAAA